This is a messenger RNA of Humulus lupulus (European hop), 1900 nucleotides long. RefSeq names its product lanC-like protein GCL1. The coding region runs from base 124 to 1386 and encodes 420 amino acids. NCBI's taxonomy places the organism in Eukaryota, Viridiplantae, Streptophyta, Magnoliopsida, Rosales, Cannabaceae. Gene Ontology annotation, cellular component: plasma membrane. Gene Ontology annotation, biological process: peptide modification; carbohydrate metabolic process. The transcript has 5 exons. The record is from RefSeq and is a predicted model, not a curated record.
AUACAACCACAGCUAUCCACCUCUUUCCUCUCUCCCCGUAUUGGCAGAAAAACCCAUUGGAGCAAGGAAUACAAAAUUCUAGAGAGGAAUUAGAAGCAGUGAAGUGUCUAAAAAAAAAAAGUGAUGGAGUUUGCAACGGCGGAAGACGGUGGCCGUGAAUCGGAAGCUAACAACAAACCGUUGGAUUUUAUUGAACCAACGGCGGUGGCCGACUUUUCAAUGCCGUCGGAGACUCUUAUGAGAGCGGCGCUCUCACUCAAAGAUCAGGUGGUUGCAAUCACAUGGAAACGACGUCGGGUCAUGGGUGUGGGCGUUGACCCGAGUGUGUAUACGGGUCUGCUGGGCACGGCGUUCACCUGCUUCAGAUCGUACGAAGCUAGCGGUAAUAAUCAAGACUUGAUCAUAUGUACGGAAAUAAUCGACAGGUGCGACGAGAUCGCACGUGCUAAUUCCAGGCACGUGACAUUUCUUUGCGGUAAAGGUGGGGUCUACGCGCUUGGAGCUGUUGUAGCUAAUUGCAUGGGGGACCAUCAAAGGCGUGACAUGUACCUUAACCUCUUCUUAGAGGUGGCACAGGAAAGGGCUCUCCCUGCUGGACCCGAGGAAGGUGGUUUUGGAAUGUCAUAUGACCUUCUCUACGGGCGAGCAGGCUUCUUAUGGGCAGCUCUGUUCAUAAAUAAAUACAUUGGUGAGGUCAAUAAGUUGCCUAGUGAUCUUCUCAUGCCAGUCGUUGAAGCCGUGUUAGCCGGUGGCAGAGCAGGGGCAUCCGUUAGCUCAUCCUGUCCACUAAUGUAUAGGUGGCAUGGGACGAGAUACUGGGGCGCAGCCAAUGGCCUGUCAGGAAUCUUGCAUGUACUUCUCUACUUUCCACUAUCCAAAGAAGACGCUGAGGAUGUCAAGGCUACUUUAAGGUAUAUGAUGAGUAAAAGGUUCCCACAUAGUGGAAAUUACCCCUCAAGUGAGGGAAAUCCUAGGGACGAGUUGGUGCAAUGGUCUCAUGGUGCCACCAGCAUAGCCAUUACCCUGUCCAAGGCUUCAGAGGUGUUCCCAGGUGAUAGAGAAUUCCGUGAUGCUGCUAUAGAAGCAGGAGAAGUAGUGUGGAAGAAUGGGUUAGUGAAGAAGGUUGGACUGGCUGAUGGGGUGGCUGGGAAUGCCUAUGCUUUCCUUUCCCUCUACAGACUGACAGGGGAGAGCCUAUACGAAGAGAGAGCAAAGGCAUUUGCAUGCUUUUUGUAUCAUAAUGCUCCUCAGCUUGUAAACAUGGAGCAUAAUUCUCCUGGGGCUGAUCAUGCCUGCUCUCUUUUCCAAGGACUUGCUGGAACUGCUUGCCUCUGGUUUGAUCUGCUUGCGCCUCAAAACUCCAGGUUCCCAGGUUAUGAACUAUAGACUUUAGAUAAGAGAAACUUCUACUAAUAUGUAAUUAUGACAUUGAGUUGUGAUCCUUAUGGAAAUGCUGUAAUGUCAGUCUCAGACUCUCGAAGGUCUGAUUUAGCUUUCAGAUCCACACGUGAUAUCUCUGUGAAAUGAGUCUUUUCUGAUUGGGCCGGGCCGAGCCGAGCCAUGAACAUGUUACAAGUUCUAAAUCAGAUUAUGACCAUGUAUUUUAUCUACUUGCAUUACUAAGCGGGCACCAAAACUAAACUUGGCUCUUGUCGAUCAACUCCUUAUAUGUUAUAGAUGAAAUUGGGUAGUGUUUCCAUGCUCAGUCUCUGAUCUCCAUUGCUUCUAUACAGUCGUUUAUAUUUGUUUAGGUAUAAAUAGCUUAAUGGGUACUGGAGCUCAGUGUAAAGUAUGCCAUGCCCUAGCUGUGGCUUUUGUAAUGGGAUCUAAGAGAUCUCCAAGAUUGCUCUGUAUUCAGUCCUUGCCCAAAAUGAAGGCUAAUGAUAAGAUGUUUUUUUUA